AUGGAUAAGUCUUGGGUUUGGCUUCCAAGGACUAGCCUUGAGUAUGAGCAGGGAGCCACAGAUUUUGUUUAUGGAUCUUCUUGGAGGUUAGGUGAUCCUCCAAACAUGUUUUGUCCAUGCCUGGAUUGCCGAAAUCUGUGUCACCAACCUAUAGCAACAAUUCUGGAUCAUCUGGUUAUUAGAGGUAUGGAUCAGAAGUACAAACGGAAUAGAUGCUGGACUAAGCAUGGAGAGAAAAGAGAUUUGAAUGUAGGCGAGGAACAGACUUCUGAAUUUGAAGCGUACGAGUUGUUCAGAGCUGCUUUCUUCGACGGUGAUGACAGUUCAAUACCACGGAGUAAUAUAACAGAGGAUGAUUGUCUUCAAAAUGAGGAAGACUCAGAGUUUGUGAAGAAGCUGAGAGACGCUGAAACUCCUCUGUACAACACAUGUCGCAAACACACCAAAGUUUCUGCUAUCAUGGGGCUUUACAGAAUAAAGGUGAGAAGCGGGAUGUCAGAGAACUAUUUUGAUCAGCUUCUUAAGUUAGUUCAGGAGAUGUUACCUGAAGAUAAUGUGCUUCCCACGUCAACAGAUGCGAUGAAGAAGUUCCUUAAGACAUUUGGUUUUGGCUACGAGAACAUUCACGCAUGCAAGAAUGACUGCAUCUUAUACCGGAAGUAG
Messenger RNA from Microthlaspi erraticum, 663 nucleotides. NCBI's taxonomy places the organism in Eukaryota, Viridiplantae, Streptophyta, Magnoliopsida, Brassicales, Brassicaceae. The record is from the annotation of a GenBank genome assembly.